Morchella sextelata is the source of this 978-nucleotide messenger RNA. RefSeq lists its product as uncharacterized. Lineage: Eukaryota; Fungi; Ascomycota; Pezizomycetes; Pezizales; Morchellaceae. The record is from RefSeq and is a predicted model, not a curated record. The coding region runs from base 1 to 978 and encodes 325 amino acids. The transcript has 5 exons.
AUGGUUUCGAACAAAAAAUCAGUUAACCUUUUCCAACAACGGCAAAAACAAGCCAGGAUUACCAAACAGAUGUUGCCAUUAUGUUUGGAUGACUCUGAUGAUUCUCUCCCACAAAGCCCAAAAAAACACCAGUUGAAAAUAGAAGUUCCAACAGGAAAAAAAGCCAGGAGAAAAAUAAACAAUUCCACCUCAACUUUGAUUGGUAACAACAAAGUACCCAAUCCAGUAUUAACAACAAGUUCAAUACCAGUAUUCUUGCAGAAUUCCGAAGAUUUGAAAUAUGAAAUCCCAAAUCCCAAAUACGAUAUUUCGCCCACCAAUACUGCAAUAGUAUCUCAUGGAAUAUCAAUCCCUUUCUCUGCAAACCUUGUAGCAGAUAUUCAAGGAGAUCCCAAAGAUAUUUCAGAAUCAACACCAACAAUACAUAUCCCGGUUUCACGUCAAUCAGAUUCCUCCUACACUUUCAGUCAGACUGAUUGUAAUACUAUUUCAGAUGAGGAUGAGGAGGAGUAUGAGGAGCAGGAUAAGGAAGGAGAUUUCAACGAUAUUUCAGAAUCAACUCCUACAAUACAUAUCCCGGUUUCAAUUCAAUCAGAUUCCUCCUACAUUUUCAGUGAAACUGAGGAUGAGGAGGAGGAGGAGGAGGAGGAGUAUGAGGAACAGUUUGGUGUUGGAACGGUGAAUGAAAUUUCAGAAUUGGAAAAACAGAGAGAAAGUACAGUGGAGAGGGUGGUGGAGUUUUUGGUACAACAACUACACAGUUUCCAAGGCUGUGGUCAAGAAAUACAUUCGCAACAAGACAUCAAAAAACAGUUUUUUGUGGUAUCUCAAAAACAACAGGCUCUCCUCCACCCAAAAUCUCAUUUGCAUUGGAACCACCAACAAUUCAAAAUCGAGAAUUGCAAAUCCAUACUAUGUUUGACAUUGACAGUGUAUUGGCAUUACCUAAAUCUUUGGCUGUUGCAAAAAGAGGAUUAA